Molecule: messenger RNA, 2427 nt
Organism: Glossina fuscipes
Lineage: Eukaryota; Metazoa; Arthropoda; Insecta; Diptera; Glossinidae
Product: protein SCAI
Exons: 12
Coding region: 396-2186 (596 amino acids)
Biological process (GO): DNA-templated transcription
Cellular component (GO): nucleus
Molecular function (GO): transcription corepressor activity
Source: RefSeq, a predicted model, not a curated record
AAAAAAAUAAAUAAAUAAAAAAUAAAAAUUUAUUAACUUAUAUUUAAUAUUUAGUAAACAAUUUAGUGUUCAAACACAAAAACUCGGAACUUAGAAAAAGAACCUACUAUUAACCAUCCAAGAAAGCGAAAUAAAAAGGAUUCUUAGCGAAAAAAAAAAAUUUUUUUCACCUAACGGAAUUACAACGUCAUUGCAUUUUACAUUCUUUGUAAAUGUAGUAACGUGGAAUACAUCAUGAGCUACUGUGUCGCACAAAGACAUGUUCAAGUUUCGCCUUGGUUGUGAUGGCGCGCGUCUUAAAUCCUGAAUAGCGAGAAAUUGAAAGUUUCAUUGCAUAUUGAUGCGAUUGAUCUCCUCUAUAUUGGCAUCAUAACAAUACUAUACUGUAGAACGGUAUGGUGAAAAUGGAAUCCACCGAAGAGCAGGAUAGAAAAUUGGUUUUGGAGUUUUGUCAUUUACUCGAAAAAUCGAAGCAGCUAUUUAAUGGCUUGAGAGAUUUGCCGCAAUAUGGUCAUCGCCAGUGGCAGGCGUAUUUCGGUCGCACGUUUGACGUAUACACAAAACUGUGGAAGUUUCAGCAACAGCAUCGUAUGGUGUUAGAUUCGAAAUACGGUCUAAAGCGUUGGCAAAUCGGCGAAAUCGCGAGUAAAAUUGGACAGCUUUAUUAUCAUUAUUAUUUAAGAACCAGCGAAACGAAUUACCUGAAUGAGGCUUAUCAAUUUUAUGCAGCAAUUAGAGGUAGAGCCUAUUAUUCACGUGCUAUUAAAGAGGAUCGGCCCGAUUUGAUGGUGAAAAAGUUACGUUACUAUGCUCGUUUUAUUGUCGUGUGUUUAUUGUUGAAGAAAAUGAAAUUGGUACGUGAACUGGUUACCGAAUUAGAAAAGCAAAUACAGGAAUAUACAACCACUUAUGAGCCUGAAGAUCAUUUAGAAUGGUCUCUUGUGUUAGAGGAAAUCAAAGGUUUUAUAAAAGCGGAAGCUGCUGUAGCUGUUCUUCAUGCGGACUCCAAUCCCAUCAUUCUAUCACACAGUGGUUCCGGUUCUAGGUUAUCACCGCUGACGACGCCACCGUGCGAACGUUCACCUCAUAUGACUCUAAGCCUACAGGAGAUACUCAUUGUAGGCUCCGCUUGCGAACAGGCCAAAUUUUCCGAGCUAACCAUGGAUAUGUUUAGAAUGUUACAAACUCUCGAACGAGAACCAACUGAAUCUACGCAUCCUAUGAGUGUUUCGCACGGUAUGCACGGACACGAUGCUAGCCCUGCCGCCAGCCGCAUACCGCCCUAUGGUGUUCCCGGUUCUAAAGGUUACUUGGAAAAUAACCGACAUUAUAGAGAUAAUCCCCACAAGUAUUUACUGUAUAAACCUUCGAUAAGCCAACUACUAGUGUUCUUAGCUAGCGGUUUUAAAGAAUUGCCUCCAGGAGGCGCUUUACUUUUAUACAUGUCAGCCGAUGGUUGUUUUUCCACCACGAAACAUCCAGAAGACUAUGGCUAUGAGCUAGGCGGUUUGGCUACGAGCGUUAAGCGAGACGGGGUCGAUGGCGGCGGCUUAGCAUGUCGAGGGAAAUCUUACAAGGAGAAUCAUUGCUUGUAUCCCGGCGAUUUAUACCCAUUUACACGACGGCCUCUAUUCAUCAUCAUCGAUUCGGAUAAUUCGUUUGUCUUUCAGCACAUACCGCGUUAUUUCGGUCAACCUUUGGUUAUACUCAUGUCACCACAGGAUGUGCCACCAGCAUUUCAAGCUGAAGUGCAACAUCAUGGUUCGUUAUUUACUUUGUUCCUGCAUUCCCCCUUGACGGCAUUAUGUUAUAUAUGUAAUGUUGGCGACGUACCCAUACAUCAUUGGGAACGUUGUCAAUCAUAUGUAGAUCAUUUCAUAACUGAAGCUUCACGUCUGGUAACAAGAUGCCGUAUCGAUGAAAUCGAACAAGGAUAUAUCGAUUCAUCGUAUGUGCAAUUUUUCGGCGAUGAUUUCUUGCGCACCUUAAUAUUACGGUUCGUAUUCUGUGAUGUUGUACUGAGACUGCAUCGUGGUUUUCGCGGCCGACACAUGAGACCGCGUUGUGAACCUCCAUUGCCAUCCAAUGAGUUACUGGAACAUCCGACAUUGUCGCACAUAAUAUUCCAGUUGGCGACAGCACUUGAUGUACGGGGUCAUUUUUCCGACGGCCCCGAAUGCGACUGAUGAUUCGUGUAUGGAAUUAUUAUCAUAAUAGUUCAGCAAUUUAACAAUAGAUUCAAUUUAUCCAUGAAAUGGUUAAUAAUAAUCAAUACGAUAAUGACGGCAAAAACAACAAAAAACGCAAACAAAUUAAAAAAUUAUAUAUUAUUUUGAAUAACUCUCUCUUUUAAUCUCUGCUGUAGUCAAAAACUAAAACAACCUACAUCACAGCCUUUCGGAUAUAUUUUAUUAAUUUAUCAAAACA